Messenger RNA from Gossypium raimondii (Peruvian cotton), 1101 nucleotides. RefSeq lists its product as uncharacterized. The transcript is spliced from 7 exons. Bases 177 to 842 code for a protein of 221 amino acids. Gene Ontology annotation, molecular function: translation initiation factor activity. Gene Ontology annotation, cellular component: eukaryotic translation initiation factor 3 complex; cytoplasm. The record is from RefSeq and is a predicted model, not a curated record. NCBI's taxonomy places the organism in Eukaryota, Viridiplantae, Streptophyta, Magnoliopsida, Malvales, Malvaceae.
AUUUUUAACGUUCAUUUAAGUAACGGUUAGCAAAUUGCAGUAAAAACCCUAAAAUAGUAUUCAUUUCCCUCUAAAUUGGUGCUUUUGGCGUCUGAACUGUGAGCAAAAAAUUCCCCAACUAUAAUUAUUUCAAGGGUUGUUCUUAGAUUCGUGGAAUUUGUUUAAGUGAACAACACAUGGAGGACUGGGAGGAUGACAUUCCGCCUCUUGUUUCAAAGGAGCAACCUAAAAGCAAAUGGGAUGAUGAAGAUGUUGAUGAUGCUGAUAUCAAGGAAUCAUGGGAGGAUGAAGAUGAAGAACCUCCUCUGCAACCCGUAGCAAAAGCUACUGAAGAGAAGGCCCCCAAGAAACCCUUAUCGAAAGCUACUGAAAAAAAAGGGAAAACUAUCGAAAUAGCUAAAGAAGAGCCCCUUGAUCCCGUUGCCGAGAAACUUCGCCAACAAAGGCUCGUGGAAGAAGCUGAUUUUAGGUCGACUACCGAACUUUUUGCUAAGAAAGGUGAUAUCAAGACUGUUGAUAACUUUAUUCCUAAAUCCGAAAGCGACUUUGAGGAAUAUGCUGAGCUUAUUUCUCAUAAGCUUCGCCUGUAUGAUAAAAGUUAUCAUUAUAUUGCACUACUCAAGGCAGUAAUGAGACUAUCAACUAUUUCUUUGAAGGCGGCCGAUGCCAAAGAUAUUGCAUCUUCAAUCAUCGCAAUCGCAAAUGAAAAGCUAAAAGCCGAGAAAGAAGCCACAAGUAAAAAAAAGACAGGUGGUAAGAAAAAACAGCUCCAUGUCGAUAAACCGGAUGAUGAUUUGGUCGUUAAUGCUUACGUUGAUGUCGAUGAUUAUGACUUUAUGUGAUUCGGCAAAAUGCCACCGUAGAGUUGGAUACGGCCCAGUGGCUUGGUGAAGAGCCGAAAGUCAUUACAUUGAACUUGAGAAGCAGAGUCUUGGAGAUGGUUCAUGGUGGUUUCAAUGUGUUUUUAACCUUAAAAAUGAUUCAUAUGAUGUUUUGAGAACUGUUUCUAUUGUAAGAUUAUACAAUUCAUGAAUUGAAUACUGGAUGUUUCACACGAUUUAUUAAGAUUUUUUGACGAAGCAAUAAAUGUGUCUAUGUAUA